AUGAUAGAGAAUCCCUUCCGGCUCGGCUCGGCGUCGUGUCAGAUCUUCUUUUCGGGUUCGCGGCUUGACGUUUACACAGUCCGCAAGAUUGUGAAAGAAGCGAGUCAUCUGAAACGAGAUCCAUGGGAUGCGAAGAUCGAUUGCGAUUGCGUUAACGGCGAAGGGUUUCUUAAUCGGCAUCUUCUGGAGAAAGGUAAUCCUAGAGCUGCUCUCUCAUUUAGCCUAUCCGAUUUCCGGGCAUUUUCUGGUAGCAGUGAUAACCGAGAGAGAUUGAGAAAUGGGCUUCACUCUAUUAAUUUGGACGAUGCACUUGAUUUGUUCUGUGACAUGGCUGAGUCUCGUCCCCUUCCUUCCGUUGCUGAUUUCAGUAGACUAUUGACUGCCAUUGCCAAGAUGAAGAAGUAUGAUAUUGUGAUAUAUCUCUUUAGUCAGAUGGAAAAGUUGGGAAUUCCACAUGAUCUCUAUAGCUUAAGUAUUUUAAUAGACUGUCUAUGCCGAUGCGCUCAACUUAAUCUUGCUCUAUCUUUUCUUGGGAAGAUGAUGAAGCUUGGUUAUGAGCCCAGCGUAGUUACCCUUGGCUCACUGGUCAAUGGAUUCUGUCAGGGGAAUAGAAUUUACGAUGCCAUGUCUCUGGUUGAUCAGAUGGUGGGAUUGGGAUAUGAACCUAACGUUGUUAUCUACAACACGGUCAUUGAUAGUCUCUGCGAAAACCGACACUUGAAUACUUCGCUGGACGUUUUGAACCGUAUGGAGAAUUCAGGAAUUAGACCGGAUGUUGUUACCUACAACUCUCUCAUUACUGGGUUUUUCAAUUCUAGUAUAUGGGGUGUCUCUGCUCGUCUACUUAGCGAUAUGAUGAUGAAGGGAAUCAACCCGGAUGUAAUCACUUUCAGUGCUAUGAUCGAUGCGUAUGUGAAAGAUGGGCAGCUUUUAGAGUCUAAAAAACUGCACAAGGAGAUGAUUCGUAGGUCAAUAGAUCCCAAUAUCGUCACUUACAAUUCAUUGAUCAACGGGCUUUGCAUUCACAGUCGUCUAGAUGAGGCCAAAAAUACGUUUAGUUUUAUGGUAAGGAAAGGUUGCUUCCCAAAUCUGGUGACUUAUAACACUCUCAUAAAUGGAUUUUGCAUGUCCAAGAGAGUAGAUGAUGGGAUGAUCUUCUGUGUGAUGUUGCGUGAUGGAUUGGUUGGUGACUCAUUCACUUACAACACUCUUCUCCAAGGUUAUUCUCAAGUUGGGAAAUUUAAUGGUGCUGAAAAGGUUUUAUGUCGGAUGGUUUCUUGUGGCGUGCCUGCUGAUAUGUUUACCAACAACAUUUUGUUAGACGGUCUAUGUGAGCAUGGGAAGUUAAAAAGAGCAUUGGUGAUAUUGGAGGAUAUGCAAAAGAGUGAAAUGGAUCUUGGUAUUAUUACGUAUAAUAUUAUCAUCAAAGGUAUGUGCAAGGCUGCUAAGGUGGAAGAUGCUUGGUAUUUAUAUUGCAGUCUCGCACUCAAAGGAGUAACGCCUGAUGUUAUAACGUACACUACAAUGAUGAUAGGAUUGUGUAGGAAAGGACUAUGGCGUGAAGCGCAUGAGCUGUAUAGAAUGAAAGAAGAUGGGCUUAUGCCAAUUGAGUGGGCGUAUACAAAGUAG
This is a messenger RNA of Eutrema salsugineum, 1629 nucleotides long. Its product is annotated as pentatricopeptide repeat-containing protein At1g06580. Lineage: Eukaryota; Viridiplantae; Streptophyta; Magnoliopsida; Brassicales; Brassicaceae. Gene Ontology annotation, molecular function: protein binding. The record is from RefSeq and is a predicted model, not a curated record.